GGGUGGCAGAAUCAGCAGCAAUUGGAGCAGCAAUUCAUGGUGAAUAUGCCAUCGACAUGUUCAUCUAAGCUGCUGUUCAGUUGUCAGAAGUAAGUAAGAAUAAGAAGAAGUAAGAAGAAGAAAGAAUAAGCUGGUUGCUGCUGGUGCUGCAGCAACGCAUCGUUUCCAAAGGUGAUGACGACAAAGCCACUGCGAAGAAGAAGGCCGAAGAAGUAAGGAAGGAAGGUAGCAGCCGCUGAAGCAGCAGCCAAAAAGGAGGAGGAGGGUGCAGGAGCAGCAUUCCUACCUACAUACAGGGUUGUUGUUGUUGUUGAUGUGGGUUCGUGGGUAUCGGCACUGCCGGUAAAGCCCGUGUUUGCUUCAGCUUCGCGUGACUACGACUGCUGCUGAUGACGUAUGAUCCAGUGUGAGUGUGUUUGUGGGUUGUCUUCAUUCAACGAAUGGGCUUCUACUUCUUCUUCUUCUUCUUCUUCUGCUUCUGUUGCUGUUAUUGAAGGAGCUUGGCCCCAGGAGGCUUGUCAGUGCGAGGUGGGUGGGGUCGGGUGUAAGAGGAGAGGGCCAAGGGGGAAGUGGGGAAAUGAGACGAUUAUCAGGGUUGUAGGUCGUGACGUGAUUCGCGUGAAAGCGAUUUCUGGGCUCCAUCGCCGUUGUAUGGUUUUGCAGGCGAGGUUAGGCGGAGGAAAGAUGAAAGAUUUAAAUAUGGGAUUGGAGAGUCGAGGGGACCUGAUGAGGAAGCUGGAUGAUGAUACCGCUAUGCACUUACUCCAGUAUUUGGACACGACGAAGGAUAUUGCCAGCGCUAGCAGCGUCUGCCGUUCUUGGCGUUCGUUUGUACGAGAAGGUCAGCUGUGGAAAGGACUAUGUUUGAAGGAGUUUCCUGAAGUGAGGACAUUCGAGGAAGACAUCGAGGAAGAUCAAUCGAAGGAUCUGCCUCCAGCUGGCUCUUGUGGUUCAUCUGUUAAGCCAAAUCUGGAGAGGAAAGAGCGCAUCUAUCGAGAUCUCUUUCGAGAACUUAGAAAUAAACCAAUGGAUAAUAAAAGUUGUAUUCGUGAGGCUGUUAGUGCUUCUAGUACAGACAAUUACCCCGAGGAGAGUAUUGUUCAGACCUUACAUCCUAGGCCUCGGUACCAUGAUGAGCAAACGCCAUCUUAUUGGUCGAGUACCGGUCAGCGAGAUGUCAAUCACCCUGAAACCCUUACCUACAAUCUGGUGUCACAGCUAUGUGUGGUCCAUGAAGUACGUAUUCGGCCUUUUAAAGCGUUUUUCCAAUUCGGGCAGCCCAUAUACUCAGCGAAGAACGUGCGGAUUCGUCUUGGCCAUGUAGUCAAGUCAGCUAAGACUGACUGUGAUUCUGGAAGUACAAAAGAUUAUGUGUGGACUUAUGAAUCUCCAAUAUUCAACAUGGAACAGGUGGACUCUAUGCAAGUAUUCAAGUUGCCACGACCUGUCCUGUGUGUUGGAGGUAUUCUUCAAGUGGAGCUUUUGGGUCGUGUACAGACCCAAGAGAUGGAUCAGCUUUAUUACAUUUGCAUAUGUCAUGUGAGUGUGGUGGGAUGGCCACUUUCUGAUUUUAGAGCUCGUCUCACCGGAGAGCCGCCUAAAUUUUGUCUAGAGUACCGAGGAAGAUACAAGGAGAGCCAGACUGGCGUUCAUGGAGUCAAGCAAAAUCUUGUGCGUGGAGAGACUGCCCCGGAAAUUUGGAUGUCGUUCGCGAUUAGCCGAGUACUACGUCGGAACCGGAUAUUUCUGAAUUCAUUAUAACACUUACUAGCUAUUUCCUGGCUCAGAAAGAUCCCAAGGUCUCGUUCAGUGAUGAAGAAAUUGAAGCAGUUGUUGACGAGGAGGCAGAUGCGACUUGUUUGUAGUGGAAGUCUGGUUUGUGUAGGUGUUCACAGCCUACAUGACUAGAGUUUGGUUUGAUUAUCCCAUUACGCUAGGAAGUCAUCAUGCUAUUCUUUUCCUCAGAUUAGUGGAUGUCUAGCAUGAGCGCUAUCUUCUCUGGUGUCGGUCAAAAUUCCUUGGUGCCACCUCAAGAGUUUUGUUGGUGCACUAUGUUAAGUCAGUGACAUGGGAGCUGUUACACUCUUUCCUGUGAAUUUAGCCUCAAAUGGUAGAAAGGAAUGUAUAAACGUGGAGUUUUGUGCACAGAAAAAGUUGUAGAUCGUAUAUUUGCCUUUGCUUCCUCGACAGUAAUUGUAAACUAAAUUCGAUUCUUUUUAUUACGUAGUUUUUUUA
Messenger RNA from Physcomitrium patens, 2235 nucleotides. Its product is annotated as F-box protein At4g00755. The record is from RefSeq and is a predicted model, not a curated record. Gene Ontology annotation, molecular function: protein binding. Lineage: Eukaryota; Viridiplantae; Streptophyta; Bryopsida; Funariales; Funariaceae.